Xenopus tropicalis (tropical clawed frog) is the source of this 5967-nucleotide messenger RNA. RefSeq names its product signal transducer and activator of transcription 3, gene 2 (gene stat3.2). The transcript is spliced from 24 exons. Gene Ontology annotation, molecular function: DNA-binding transcription factor activity; DNA binding; sequence-specific DNA binding. Bases 679 to 2985 code for a protein of 768 amino acids. Gene Ontology annotation, biological process: regulation of DNA-templated transcription; signal transduction; positive regulation of DNA-templated transcription. The record is from RefSeq and is a predicted model, not a curated record. NCBI's taxonomy places the organism in Eukaryota, Metazoa, Chordata, Amphibia, Anura, Pipidae. Gene Ontology annotation, cellular component: nucleus; cytoplasm.
GCCACCCCCUUUACACAUCUUUUCCAAGAGAAAAUGACCUGCUGUUUGUGACACAUUGAAAGCAAAUUAUUAAAUGGAAACGCUAAACAUCCCGAUUCUCCACACACAUUGAAAAAAAAAGACACGUUUUUGUGUCAAAAGUUAAUUUACUUCAACUCAACCGCAUACACUACAAGCUGCUAAAUUCGCUUAGCUGUGAUUGGCUGAAAAUAAACUUGCCGCAGCCUUCUAUUGGUUGAUAUUGAUCAGCCCGCCCUCUGGAUAGCGAUGAUUGGUUGUUAUGGAAUGGAGCGGUGACAGGAGGAAUGGUGCGUAGGGGAUUCCAAUAUCUGUGUGUUUGUGUUCGCUGACGGAGAACUGACGGGAAGCAGUUUAUUAAACUUGGCUGGGGGCGGAAAUAGGGGCCCCGGUGCCGUGGGUAGACCCCCCCCCUGUGCUGAGGUAAAGAGAUUAGUUUCGAUUUGUAGCAGCCAAUAGGUGGCGCUAUUGAGUGAGCGGCGUGUAUGGGAUGGGACGUUCUGUCACUGUAGCAGUAAGUAACGGGGAACCGGAGCAGCGCAAGGAACCCACUGACUGCGUUACAACCGGUAUAUGCCUGAGCUGGGGAACCCGGGCUGAACCACUUCUCUGUGCGGAGAGGGUGCAACUGAGCACCCCUUAAGCUAUCUAGCACACAAAAUGGCGCAGUGGAACCAAUUGCAGCAGCUGGACACGAGAUACUUGGAGCAGUUACACCAGCUCUAUAGUGACAGCUUUCCAAUGGAGCUUCGCCAGUUCCUUGCCCCGUGGAUCGAGAGCCAAGACUGGGCAUUUGCAGCCAGCAAGGAGUCCCAUGCCACACUGGUGUUUCACAACCUACUGGGGGAGAUAGACCAGCAAUACAGCCGAUUUCUGCAGGAAUCCAACGUACUUUAUCAACACAACCUGCGGCGGAUUAAACAGUUCUUACAGAGUAGAUAUUUGGAAAAACCCAUGGAAAUUGCCCGAAUCGUGGCCCGGUGUCUGUGGGAAGAAGGGCGACUUCUCCAAACUGCCGCAGCAGCUGCACAGCAAGGUGGUCCAGCCUCGCACCCCACAGCAGCCGUGGUCACCGAAAAGCAGCAGAUGUUGGAGCAACAUUUACAAGACGUGCGGAAAAAAGUUCAGGACCUGGAGCAGAAGAUGAAAGUUGUCGAGAACCUUCAGGAUGACUUUGAUUUUAACUACAAAACUUUAAAAAGCCAAAGCGACCUUUCUGAGCUGAAUGGCAACAAUCAGUCAGUCACAAGGCAGAAGAUGCAGCAGCUGGAGCAGAUGUUGACUGCGUUGGAUCAGUUGAGAAGGACUAUUAUUAGUGAUCUGGCCAGUCUGCUGUCAGCCAUGGAAUAUGUUCAGAAGAAUCUGACCGACGAAGAGCUCGCUGACUGGAAGAGAAGGCAGCAGAUUGCCUGCAUUGGUGGGCCCCCAAAUAUUUGCCUUGAUCGUCUGGAAAACUGGAUAACCUCCCUGGCUGAGUCCCAGCUCCAGACCCGACAGCAGAUCAAAAAGCUAGAGGAGCUACAGCAAAAGGUUUCCUACAAGGGAGACCCGAUAGUUCAGCACCGACCCAUGCUGGAGGAGAGAAUUGUGGAGUUAUUUAGAAACCUCAUGAAAAGUUCCUUUGUAGUGGAGAGACAGCCGUGUAUGCCGAUGCACCCCGACCGACCCCUCGUUAUCAAGACUGGAGUACAAUUUACCAACAAAGUCAGGCUGCUGGUCAAGUUCCCCGAGCUGAACUACCAACUGAAAAUCAAAGUUUGCAUUGACAAGGAUUCGGGUGAAGGCGCUGCACUAAGAGGUUCACGGAAGUUCAAUAUCCUCGGUACAAACACCAAAGUUAUGAACAUGGAGGAAUCAAACAAUGGGAGCCUCUCUGCUGAAUUCAAACACUUGACUCUGAGAGAGCAGCGAUGUGGCAAUGGGGGAAGAGCAAACUGCGACGCCUCCCUUAUAGUUACGGAAGAGCUGCAUCUCAUCACAUUCGAAACUGAAGUUUAUCAUCAGGGGCUGAAGAUCGACCUGGAGACUCAUUCCCUGCCGGUUGUGGUGAUUUCCAAUAUCUGUCAGAUGCCCAAUGCUUGGGCUUCUAUCCUGUGGUACAACAUGCUGACCAACAACCCCAAGAAUGUCAACUUUUUCACCAAGCCCCCCAUUGGCACUUGGGACCAGACGGCGGAGGUGCUCAGCUGGCAGUUUUCCUCGACCACCAAACGGGGACUGAGUAUUGAGCAGCUCACGACUCUGGCAGAGAAACUGUUGGGUCCCGGAGUCAAUUAUUCCGGAUGCCAAAUCACCUGGGCCAAAUUCUGUAAGGAAAACAUGGCCGGCAAAGGGUUCUCCUUCUGGGUUUGGCUGGACAACAUCAUUGAUCUUGUGAAGAAAUAUAUCCUGGCACUUUGGAAUGAGGGGUAUAUUAUGGGCUUCAUCAGCAAAGAGCGUGAGCGAGCCAUUCUGAGUACCAAGCCCCCGGGAACGUUCCUGCUGAGGUUCAGUGAAAGCAGCAAGGAGGGAGGCAUCACCUUCACCUGGGUAGAGAAAGACAUCAGUGGUAAGACUCAGAUUCAGUCAGUGGAACCCUACACCAAGCAACAACUGAGCAGCAUGUCAUUUGCUGAGAUUAUUAUGGGAUAUAAAAUCAUGGACGCUACCAAUAUCCUGGUGUCCCCUUUGGUUUACCUGCACCCCGAUAUCCCUAAAGAGGAAGCCUUCGGAAAGUACUGCCGCCCCGAGAGCCAGGAGCAUCAGGAGCCCACUGACCCAGGUAGCACGGCUCCGUAUCUAAGGACCAUGUUUAUCUGCGUUACACCGACAACGUGCACGUUAGAUUUGCCAAUGUCUCCCGGGACUUUUGAUUCUGUGAUGCAGUUUCCAGGGGAAGGGGAAGAAUCCUGUGUUCGGAACCAGUUUGAGUCCCUAACCUUCGAUGUGGUGCUACCAGGGUCCGAAUGCGCAGCUUCUCCCAUGUGACCUGCCACUUAUCUUCCUUUCACUUAUGUUUCUGCAUUGCCAACCUAGGUUAGCAUGUAUAUUGCCUUUUGCUGCCUUCACUUGGCCCUGCUGCCCAUGUAUAUAUGCUAUCUGAGCUACCCUGGGUGCUGCCAGACUGCCCGGUGAUGCAUUGUGCCCAUGUACCCGUGCUAUCUGAGCUACCCUGGGUGCUGCCAGACUGCCCGGUGAUGCAUUGUGCCCAUGUACCCGUGCUAUCUGAGCUACCCUGGGUGCUGCCAGACUGCCCCGUGAUGCAUUGUGCCCAUGUACCCGUGCUAUCUGAGCUACCCUGGGUGCUGCCAGACUGCCCGGUGAUGCAUUGUGCCCAUGUACCCGUGCUAUCUGAGCUACCCUGGGUGCUGCCAGACUGCCCGGUGAUGCAUUGUGCCAUGUACCCGUGCUAUCUGAGCCACCCUGGUUGCUGUCAGACUGCCCGGUGAUGCAUUGUGCCCAUGUACCCGUGCUAUCUGAGCUACCCUGGUUGCUGUCAGACUGCCCGGUGAUGCAUUGUGCCCAUGUACCCGUGCUAUCUGAGCUACCCUGGGUGCUGCCAGACUGCCCGGUGAUGCAUUGUGCCCAUGUACCCGUGCUAUCUGAGCUACCCUGGUUGCUGUCAGACUGCCCGGUGAUGCAUUGUGCCCAUGUACCCGUGCUAUCUGAGCUACCCUGGGUGCUGCCAGACUGCCCGGUGAUGCAUUGUGCCCAUGUACCCGUGCUAUCUGAGCUACCCUGGGUGCUGCCAGACUGCACGGUGAUGCAUUGUGCCCAUGUACCCGUGCUAUCUGAGCUACCCUGGGUGCUGCCAGACUGCCCCGUGAUGCAUUGUGCCCAUGCACCCGUGCUAUCUGAGCUACCCUGGGUGCUGCCAGACUGCACGGUGAUGCAUUGUGCCCAUGUACCCGUGCUAUCUGAGCCACCCUGGUUGCUGCCAGACUGCCCGGUGAUGCAUUGUGCCCAUGUACCCGUGCUAUCUGAGCUACCCUGGGUGCUGCCAGACUGCCCCGUGAUGCAUUGUGCCCAUGCACCCGUGCUAUCUGAGCUACCCUGGGUGCUGCCAGACUGCCCGGUGAUGCAUUGUGCCCAUGUAACCGUGCUAUCUGAGCUACCCUGGGUGCUGCCAGACUGCCCGGUGAUGCAUUGUGCCCAUGUACCCGUGCUAUCUGAGCCACCCUGGGUGCUGCCAGACUGCCCGGUGAUGCAUUGUGCCCAUGUACCCGUGCUAUCUGAGCUACCCUGGUUGCUGCCAGACUGCCCGGUGAUGCAUUGUGCCCAUGUACCCGUGCUAUCUGAGCUACCCUGGGUGCUGCCAGACUGCCCGGUGAUGCAUUGUGCCCAUGUACCCGUGCUAUCUGAGCCACCCUGGGUGCUGCCAGACUGCCCGGUGAUGCAUUGUGCCCAUUGUACCCAUGCUAUCUGAGCUACCCUGGGUGCUGCCAGACUGCCCGGUGAUGCAUUGUGCCCAUGUACCCGUGCUAUCUGAGCUACCCUGGUUGAUGCCAGACUGCCCGGUAAUUGGAGUUUCAGCAACUAUCUGGUUGCUGGGGUCCAAAUUACCUUAGCAACCAGGGAGUGGUUUGGACGAGAGACCGAUAUAUGAAUAGGAGAGGGACUGAAUAGAAAAAAAAACUACAAAAAGUAACAAUAACAAUAAAACUGUAGCCUCACAGAGCAGUUGGAAGAAGAAGGCAAAUAAUUCAAAAACUAUAACAAAUAAAUAACAAAGACCAUCUGAAAAGUUGUUUAGAAUAGGUAACAUACUUAAAGUUAGAUUAAAGGUGAUCCACCCCCACCGCCGUAACAAGAUGGCAGCACCAGGCUCUCGGCUACUUGCUAUUGGACCAGGCAUCUUAAGAACAACAUUCUAGUGCCGGAUUUGCUAUUUGGUACAGUGGGAGGGGCUUGGGCUGCUUACAAGUCACUGUAUUUACGGUCUAAACGAAUGAAAACCUGUAUAUGACUUUAUUUGUUUUGGGGUUUUUUCUGUAUUUCCUUGUAUUUAAAGAAAGAGCCGUCAUAGUAGGAAAUGCAAUGUACAAAGAGAAAUUGCCGUGGAAACGUGAAUGUGACCCCACGGAACGAGGGGUACAAAUGUGUGCCGCAUUCGGAUCAGAACCCCCAUUCAUUUCAGCCACAGUCACCUGAUCUCACAGGUGCGCUCGCGGGUCACAUGAUCGUCGUUGGCUGCCAUGAUUGCAAGCAACAUGGCAUUUCCAUCGAAGCCCUUAUACUGCCCAGGGUGGUAGGGUAGAUGGUUCUUAAACAGUUUUAGAAAUGAUCCCAAUAAUUCUUUUUUUAAAUAUAUAUAUAUAUUUUUUAAAAUGCUUAACCCAUUCAGCAAUGGCCAAUAUGUUCCUGUCCUAUCAACACGAAUCUUUAACUUUCACCCUAUUUAUGGUCUUUAUUGCGGCUUCAUUUGUACUUUUUUGGUUAUUUUUUUUCUAAGUUAGGAGUUUCAGCAGCGAUCUGGUUGCUAGGGUACAAAUUACCAUAGCAACCAUGGAGUGGUUUGAAUGAGAGGCUGGUAUAUGAAUAGGAGAAGACCUGAAUAGUAUAACUAUAAAUCUGUAGCCUCACAGUUUGGACUUUCAGCGGCUAUCUGGUUGCUAGGGUGUGAAUUACCUUAGCAACCAGGGAGUGAUUUGAAUGAGAGACUGGUAUAUGAAUAGGAGAGGGGCUGAAUAGUAAAAUAAUUAAUAAAAAGUAACAAUAACAAUAAAACUGGAGCCUCACAGAGCAAUCGGUUUUUGGCUGCCGGGGUCAGUGACCCCCAUUUGAAAGCUGGAAACGCAGAUCAUUAAAAAACGAUGAAAAAUAAAUAAUGAAGACCAAUUGAAAAGUUGCUGGCUGUUCUAUAACACACUGAAAGUUAAUAUAAAGGGGAACAACCCCUUUGAGUGGCCUUGGUAUUAUUAAUAAAAUAUAAACUUUUUAUUUUGCCAUUAAAUUAGCCUUUGUACUGUG